Nymphaea colorata (pocket water lily) is the source of this 1269-nucleotide messenger RNA. Its product is annotated as tyrosine-protein phosphatase DSP1-like. The coding region runs from base 277 to 1032 and encodes 251 amino acids. Gene Ontology annotation, molecular function: phosphatase activity. The record is from RefSeq and is a predicted model, not a curated record. Lineage: Eukaryota; Viridiplantae; Streptophyta; Magnoliopsida; Nymphaeales; Nymphaeaceae. Gene Ontology annotation, cellular component: cytoplasm. Gene Ontology annotation, biological process: protein dephosphorylation. The transcript is spliced from 5 exons.
CUCACGGCGCCUUUUCUCCCUCGCCUACCUCUUUUCCCCCUCCCCUUUUGAAUCAUGGCCGCGCUCCUCCUCCCACCACCACCACCACCACCACCACCAUCCUCUCCUCCCCGCCACUCAGUCUGUUGCGGGCCCAUCAGAAACCCUAGAAUUCUUCCCUUCCCUUGCCCCUUUCCCGUUCUCUAGUCCCCGUGUCCCGCCCUCUUUUCUCCCUCCCUCCCUCCGUUGCUUCUUUCGCUUAUCGAUCUUCCGUUGUUUCUUGUUUCUCCUGUCUUGAUGACGAAUCUUUCGGAGAUAGUUUCGGCCGACAAGGAGAGGAUGAGGGUUCUCGCAAUGCGCGGCCGGAACUCUGUCUUCCGGAAGGUGGAGAAGGACGUUGAUUAUGAGGAUGAUGAUGACGACGACGACGACGAUGAUGUUGUUGGGGCGCGGGAUGGGGGGCAGGAGGAGGAGGAGGAGGAUGAAGAGGAUGAGGAGUUUGAGGAGGUCGUGGAGGACGACGGACUCUACCUGACGCCGCUCAAUUUCUCUAUGGUCGACUCCGGAAUCUAUCGGUCGGGGUUCCCGCAGCUGGGGAAUUUCACGUUUCUGGAAACCUUGGGGCUCCGGUCGAUCAUAUAUCUAUGCCCGGAACCUUACCCAGAACCUAAUUCUGAAUUUCUGCGUUCUCAUGGCAUCCGGCUUUUCCAGUUUGGGAUAGAAGGAAACAAGGAGCCUUUUGCCAGCAUACCUGUUGACACUAUAAUGGACGCCCUUGUGGUUCUGACAGAUCCUAAAAAUUACCCCCUUCUUGUUCAUUGCAAACGUGGAAAGCAUCGUACUGGUUGUCUUGUGGGGUGCUUUAGAAAAUGGCAAGGUUGGUGCUUAUCGUCAGUUUUUGAGGAAUACCAGCGUUUUGCUGCUGCCAAAAGCAGAGUUUCGGACCUGAUGUUCAUCGAGAUGUUUGACGUUUCUGCCUUGAGGCAAACUCUGAAUGCUGCCAGCCUGACUCUACCUCAUGUAAGCUCUCCUCAAAUGAAGCAUACAUAUUAGGCAGAUAGCGAGAGGUUUUCAUUAAUGCUCACAACAUCCUUACUUUGCCUUUUUUGUUUUCCCUUUGCUCUGUAUACGGGAUAUAAGAUGCCAAUCUGGUUGUAGAUUGAAUUUUUGACCCUCAAAAUGAAACUGUUUGGGCAGAAUUACUAUUCAUUUUAGGCAGACGCUCAAUUUUUUCCACUGUACGCUUGUAACUUCAUUUCGAAAGAAGGCAUAAUUUCUCUUCUUGCUUAA